AAAAUACCGUAUCAAGCCGUGGUAUUUCUCACCAUAUCCACAGGAAUAUACAAACUUAGACUGUAUUUAUAUAUGUGAAUUCUGUCUCAAGUAUAGAAAGAGUAGGAAAUGUUUGGAAAGACAUUUGCAAAAAUGCCCCUUCAAGCAUCCACCAGGCAACGAAAUAUAUCGCAAAGGGUCCAUAUCUUUUUUCGAGUUGGAUGGCCGGAAAAACAAAUUGUAUGCGCAAAAUUUGUGCCUUCUAGCAAAGCUUUUCCUAGACCACAAGACGCUGUAUUACGACACAGAUCCUUUCCUCUUUUAUGUUAUGACUGAAUAUGAUAAUCGAGGAUAUCACAUAGUUGGAUACUUCUCAAAGGAAAAGGAAUCUUCAGAAGACUACAAUGUAGCCUGUAUUUUAACCCUUCCACCAUAUCAGAGGAAGGGGUAUGGCAAACUACUUAUUGAAUUUAGUUAUGAAUUAUCCAAAUUUGAAGGUAAAACAGGGUCUCCUGAGAAACCGCUCAGUGAUCUUGGACUACUCUCGUAUAGAUCAUACUGGAAGCAAACAAUAUUAGAGAUUCUCAUUGCCCUAAAGCCACAGGAAGGGCAGGAAAAACCACAACUUACAAUAAAUGAAAUCUGUGAGCAAACCAGCAUAAAAAAGGAAGAUGUGAUAUCUACUCUCACAAACUUAGAAUUAAUCAACUACUACAGAGGGCAGUAUAUAUUAACGCUUAAUAAAGACCUUGUAGAGAACCACAAGAAAGUGAUGGAGAAGAGAAAGAUUAGAAUUGACUCCAAGUUUUUGCACUGGACUCCAAAGGACUGGGCAAAGAGGGGCAAGUGGUAGUCUGCUGUGAUAUAUCUAUUCUUAGGAAAAAAAAAAAAGAAGUAAAUUUUAUAGUACAAAUUGAAAACGAUUAUUUUGUAUCAGUUUAUUAUUUUACGGAGUAUAGCUAAGAGAUUGGAAUUUGAUUGUAUUGUAUAUUUGAAUUUGGUGUAACACGUGUUGAAAAUGGACAAAUUUGCAAGAGGUGAAUUCCCACAAGAUGAACAAGUAAAUGGAAGACAACAGACAAUCUCAGGCUGAUAGUACUUGUAUUUUCAGUUUCUUGUGAUGAAACAAACUCAAAGGGGAAAGUGGCAAAGAAUUGUUUCAGUAUUUUGAGAAAGGGCUUCAGUUGCUUCACACUUUUAUUAUUAGGUCUUGUAAUAUCCUCACCAACAAGCUUUUUAAUUAUUAUCAUUAUUAAUCAUGGAAGAUAGAUAUUGCAGAAAUUAUAAUGAGAUGAUAUAUGCAGGGCCAUUGAUAUUUUCUGUUAGUUAUAUAUGGUGUUUUGCAAUCUGCUCUUACAGAUAACCUAGUCAGUUAUAUAUUCAUU
Penaeus monodon (black tiger shrimp) is the source of this 1364-nucleotide messenger RNA. RefSeq names its product histone acetyltransferase Tip60-like (gene Tip60). Gene Ontology annotation, biological process: regulation of DNA-templated transcription. NCBI's taxonomy places the organism in Eukaryota, Metazoa, Arthropoda, Malacostraca, Decapoda, Penaeidae. Gene Ontology annotation, molecular function: histone acetyltransferase activity. The record is from RefSeq and is a predicted model, not a curated record.